This is a messenger RNA of Porites evermanni, 3707 nucleotides long. Lineage: Eukaryota; Metazoa; Cnidaria; Anthozoa; Scleractinia; Poritidae. The record is from the annotation of a GenBank genome assembly.
AUGUUGAAUUCCACAGAAAAUCCGUUUAUACUGAUGAAGGUUCAGGGAUAUCCAUGUCAAAAGGUCUGUGGUGCCCAAUUAACAGAAGUAGAAAUUACAACCGGAGCGGAUAUUCCCCUUGAGGAAGGGGUCAAUUCAGCCAUUGAAGGAACCAUCAAACCAGAUGGAACGACAUCAAAUCAGAGGGUCCAAAUGCGUUACUGUUACUACCAAAGAAAGGACUAUGGUUUGUACUCAGCUAAGUACACUGGAACCUCUUUACUUUCCCCUUUUUCCCCCUUAAGGUGACUCCAACUUAAUUAUGAGCCAAUUUUAGUAUUUUUUCUGACCUGCUUGCGUCGCGUCAGAAGUGCCGGAUAAUUCUCAGUUUUGGAUAUGUGUAAGUUCAAUUAUUCUCGCUUUUCACUGAAUAACUGAGAUUUAUUUUGAAGCUUGGAUUUCUAACAAUGCUAUUUUCGCAAACUGUUCUUUGUUCGCAAAAAAAUUGAACGCUUUCCACUUGUCGACCUAGAACUGGUGGAGGCAUUCAAAAUGAAUUCAUUUACGUGGAUGCCCAGGCAGAAUGAAAGCAAAGUUCGAAACCUCGGUACAUUUGGGUUGGUUUUCGGAAAAAGAGCAAGCUCAAUACCAGCAAAAUAGCGCGGCAUAUGGACAAAGGAGUAGCCUCACUGGAGCAAGUUGCCGAUUUAUAUCUUUCAAGUAUGUUUUUACAAAAUGCCAUAUUUUGUAAAUAAAUCAGUUUAAUUUAUUAUUUUGCCAGCAAAUUUUCUUCUGUGCACAGGAGGGGAAUCACACAAGUAGCAUUAGAGUUACGAGCCUGAAAUUUAUGUACCUUAUUUAUCAAUAAUCGAACAUUACUGCCCUUCAAAAUUGUUUAAAUUGGCGUUUUUCGUAGAAAUCGCUCGAUUUUUUUGCGAACAGAAAGACAAUUUGCAAAAAUACCAUUGUUAGAAAAUUUGCUCUUAUCGCCAAAUCCAAGCUUCAAAGUAAAUUUAUUUUGUUACUCAGUUAAAAGCGAGAAUGAUUGAAACUACACAUAUCAAAAAUCAAGAAUUAUCCGGCCACUUCUGACGCGACGCGAGCAGGUUGAAAUGCUAAAAUUGGCUCACAAUUAAGUUGGAGUCUCCUGAAUUACUGACCUCAAAUUUUAGCUUAUGAUUCUUCUUGAAAAAAGUUUGAUGUUGUUUUCUUUUUCUCCAGUUUGGAGAGUUCUAAUACAGGCGAUGAACACAAAAUUGUAAAAUUAUAUUUCGGUUGCUCUAACCAGACCACAAUGGCCGGCGCUGCUCCGUGAUUAAAUCGGGAGAAAGUCUGCCGCUGUCUUCCGAGGUCUUCUAUGUAAUUCUCUUUGAUGUUUUCUCCUCAAAUAAUUUGUCCAGGAGAACAAAAACAUACUCGUAACGGGGCUGGCGGAAACCGCGUUUUAGAAGACAAUAAAUCUAUACUUUUGCCCAUUUAACCUAUUGACACAAACCACGCGUGUAAAUAACCUCGCCUUAUUAAAAUCAAGAACUGAGCCAGCGAUCAAAUAAUCAAGUAAUCAGCGGAAAAUCAAAUAAUCAAAUAAUUUUAAAAAACAGCCUGUGAUACAGUCACGUGAUAAUGGCCAGCGGAUUUCCUAUUUCUAUAACUGUCAAUUCACGUUCAUAAGGAUGGCGAAUGCUUUACAACGGACUGCGGAUCCGACAAUCUAACCAGUUAGUGUGGGUAAGGUUGUCAUUUCACUUCAGCUUAAUGGUUUGUUGUGCACUAAAGACCACGUUAGUUUUGCGAUAGUGGUCUGUUCCAUUUUGACAGCUGUCAAUUUGGCUUACGCAUAUGACACCCCUGAAAGCGUUGAUUUAUUUCUAUGUUGGUAAGCGUUACAUUUUAAAUCAGCUUACAUGCAGGGCAAAAAACGGCUGGCGUUUCACAUGAGCCUUUAGGCCUGUCCCGAUUGUGCUCGGCAACUUUUGAGCAAGUCGACGAUUUCAUAAAAUAUAAAUAAUAAUAAUAAUAAUAAUUCAGGGAAUUUCUUAAAUGUCAAAAGAGGAUUUCCCUCUCUGGUAAAUGUUUAGCAACCUUUUUCAACGUAACACGCAAUCUCUAACUUGCCCACGUUUGGCAGGCGUAAAAGGGCAAUAAUUGCCUAUGAAUAAUUAAUUAGUUUUCUUUAAAAUUUUUCCCAUAUUUUUAAAGGAAAGUCUGUACCUUUUUUUUUUUUACAUUCUUCGCAAUUAUUGAAAAGAGCAAAAAAUGAAGCUUCAACUUGAAACGUAAAGUUGGCGUUUAUAGAUAGAUAUCCAGAAAUUUCGGAAGCAACGUUUUGGAUUUUUUGGCAUUUUAGUAGCAACGUUCCAGCAUUUUACGAGCACAAUCAGGAAAAGCCUACAUGAGCCGGCAAGACAGUCAUGUGAUACUUGUCAGUGGAUGCCCUAUUUUGCUAGCAGUCAAUUCGUCUUUAUAUGGAUGGCGUAUAUAACUGAUUUGGUAUCGUCAUUUCCCGUGUCUUAGUAAAGUAAAUGUGACAGUUGAUUUCUGCUUAUAUAUGUAUGGGCUGGACGGGUCGCAGCUGCAAAUAUGCCUUAUUGACUUAGCGUGAGGUCAAGAUAGCUGUGCAUAGGCCAAGUUCUUUUUUUGCCUUUUUGAUAAAAAACGCAAAAUAAGAACGAGGAAAAUAUCCAGCCACCUUGACCGAACAAGCUUGUUGGUCGAUAAAAUAUUUAUUGUAUGGUCAAAAGGAGAACUUUUUUUGCGGGAUCAACGCGGGAAAUCCCUAGUGGGCAAGAUGGGCCCUUCUUGCCCCCUCGCGUAUACGUAGUCGCUUCAUCUCGCCCGCUCGCGGACUCAGCCAUAUAAUAAUAGUUAUAAUUGGUCGAUUGGUUCGGCAAUCAAACACAAUCGGACUAGCACUUUUUGAUGAGUUUUAGUACCAAGAAGAUCAAUAACAAUCGGCUCGAUUUUUCACGAAAAGAAUAACCCAUUAAUAUCAACAUUCUUGUUAUAUUUCAUUGUUAAGAGUUAAUCUUUCUUGCUGAAAAAGCUAGUCUGAGGAAAUCAACCAGGUCCCUUACAGUUUAACCUGCCGCUGAAUAAAAGUGCUUUAUGAAGUGCAGAAAUGAUACAAUGAUGAGAAGUUCAGUGGCAACAGUGUAUAGCAUUUUACAAAAAAAAAUCGUAUAAUAUAUAGUAAAGGUGUCUCAUCUCAAAUUAAUGAAGGGAAAGUAAAACUUAAGAUGUCUGAUAUGGCAUUUACACUGAAUUUGGCUACGGUACUUAAAGGAUUGGUGUGAAUUUAUGACAGUGGUAAGUGAAGACGGUGAGUUUUAAGUCUCCCUAAUUUACGUUACUUACUGUAUUAUUCGUUUGCAGCUAAAUUCGCGAGUUAUGAGCUUGUUGAAAUCCCCAUGAAGGCACAUAAAGCUGAAAGAGAGUGCCAAAACAGGAGAGGUCACCUAGCCAGCAUCCAUAAUCAGAAGGAAAAUGAAGAUGUAAGAAAACUGGUUGGAUCAGGUUCGAAGGCGUGGAUUGGCUUGAAGAGGAAGACCGUGCGAAACAGACCGUGGGUCUGGACCGAUGGCACUGAGCUGGACUUCGGGGAUUGGGAACCAGAUGUCACCGACAAUGAAAACUAUGUUUCAAUUAGCGGAGACGAUGGUUCAUGGGAGGCGAAGGAUAAAAAUCCAAAGCUCCCGUUUGUCUGCAAAGUGAUAAAAGAUUGUCCAUAA